AUGACUAAUCUUGUGCUUAAGUCUUGUAUUAUUUGCAUUGAGGGUAGAGAGUUAUUGGUUGAUUUGGUGUUGUUAGAUAUGCAUGAUUUUGAUGUCAUUUUGGGCAUGGAUUGGUUGGCUUCUUACCAUGCUAGUGUGCAUUGUUUUGAGAAAGAGGUGGUGUUUAGGCCUCCAGGUGAAUUAGAAUUUCUAUUUAAGGCUUCAUAUUUGCCUUUUAUGCCUCGUGUGAUAUCAUGCAUACAAGCAAACUGCUUGCUUAGAAAGGGAUGCCAAGGAUUCCUUGCUAGUGUAGUGGAUUUACAAAGUGGAGAAUUGGAGAUAGGAGACAUUCCCAUUGUGAGGGAAUUUUCAGAUGUUUUUCCUGAUGAUCUAUUUGGGUUGCCCCCGAGAGGAGCAAUAGCUGCGGCCAAGGAACUUAUCAACGAGGCAAUAGCUGAAAAGCUUGACAUAAAGAACUUUUCUUCUUCAAACACAUUUCGAGUCACAGAUUUGGGCUGCUCCAUUGGACCCAACACAUUUUUGGCAGUGCAAAACAUUAUUGAUGCCGUGGAGCUCAAAUAUCAAUCCCAAGGACAUAGUACUCCUGAAUUCCAAGUUUUCUUUAACGAUCAUGCUUUGAAUGAUUUUAACACACUCUUCUCAUCCCUCCCUCCAGAGAGGAAAUAUUAUGCAGCAGGCGUGCCGUGUUCAUUUCAUUCUCCCUUAUUUCCUAAUGCCUCCAUUCACUUUGUUUUCACUUCCUAUGCUGUGCAAUCUCUUUCUCAAGUACCAAAUGAGGUGUUGGACAAAAGCUCUCCUGCUUGGAAUAAAGGGAGGAUCCACUACUCAAAUGCUUCACCCAAAGUUUUUGAGUCUUAUGCAGCUCAAUAUGCCAAGAACAUUGAUUGCUUUCUAAAUGCUAGAGCACAAGAGGUUGUAUGUGGAGGACUUAUGGCAAUAAUCGUCCCAUGCCGCCCAAAUGGACCCCCUUAUCCACAAGAUACGAUUACAGAAACCAUGGAAUCUUGCUUGUCAGACAUGGCUAAGAAGGGUAUCAUUAGUGAAGAGAAAGUGGACACAUUGAAUUUACCAAUAUAUUUUGCAUCUCCCCAUGAAGUGGAAGCAGCUGUGGAACGAAAUGGAUGUUUCCGCUUAGAAAAAAUGGAGAUUCUACCUCAAGAAAAACCGAGUGGCAAUUUUUCAAGAGGCAUGGUGUUGUCAUCUCUAAUUAGAGCUGGCAUGGAAGGAAUGUUUAAGAACCAUUUUGGAGAGGAGAUUAUAGAUGAGUUCUUUGAUUCAUUUCACAAGAAACUUGAUGAAUUGUCCAAAUUUGAGUCAGGAAAUGGAGGUAGCUUGUUUAUUUUACUCAAACGCAUAGCAACCAGUUAG
Messenger RNA from Quercus lobata, 1368 nucleotides. RefSeq names its product loganic acid O-methyltransferase-like. Lineage: Eukaryota; Viridiplantae; Streptophyta; Magnoliopsida; Fagales; Fagaceae. The transcript is spliced from 3 exons. Gene Ontology annotation, molecular function: methyltransferase activity. Bases 1 to 1368 code for a protein of 455 amino acids. The record is from RefSeq and is a predicted model, not a curated record.